AGGCCCCUACUCGUCGCAGCAGUACCAGAGCGGCGGCGUUCGAUGUGCUCUCACUCACUCGCGCCUUUCAAAACACCGACGGGACGCGCGCGCGACGCACGCGAUCGACGACGCUCUCUCGUGAAAAUCAGUUUGUGCAUAUACAUAGAUACACGGUGUGCGUAGUGCGCGUGACUGUGUGACAGUGCUGUAAGCUUCCAAGUGAUAUAGACGCGAUUCUGUGUUUGUGUGCGCGCGCGUAGGUGAUCUGCCAAGAAAACAAUGUCGUCGGACAUCGUGACGGAAAAGAUAGGUAUUCCAGCAUCGGAGAACUUCCAGUUGAAAUGGCAUAGCUACGGUGCCCACCUGCAUAGCUCGGUGGCGACGCUGUUGCACUCGGAGUCGUUCGCCGAUGUCUUGUUGGCGACGUCCUGUGGGCGGCAUGUGGCAGCACAUCGAUUUGUUUUGGCUGCCUGCUCAUCCUACCUUAGCCACAUUUUCCAGACUUGCCAUUUCGGCGCUAACACGAAUGCUCCCAUCAUCGUCGUCCUUCCAACAGAAAUUGGCUACCGAACCCUCAAGAUUCUUAUUCAAUACAUGUAUAGCGGCGAGACAACGGUGACUAAUGACCAGCUCGAGGGUGUACUAAAAGCUGGUGACAUUCUUCGUGUGCGCGGUCUGUGGCGUUCAAAUUCAGGCAGCAAGAAGGAGAAUAUCCAGUCGAACAAUCAAAAAAUCGUGCGCGAUAAACGUGAGCAAAUACCCGUGGCUGGCCAUCAAAUUCAAAAAAUCAAGCUCGUGCAGCCAAGCACCAUCGCCGAGCAGCAACAAAAUCAAGAGCCUACCUCGAGUGUGCAGAAUGCUAUGCAACAGGCGCCACUCAAGAAGUACGAGAAGAAGAUCGUUGAAAAAGGAGUGCAGGAUAAGGUCAUCGAAAUAGUAGAUGGUGAAAAGAUUGUCGAUGAGGCAAAGACUUGUGAUCAGCAAGUGAAAAAUAAUGAGACUCUUGAGGCGAACAGGAAGCGAAAAAGUAGUGAUACCGAGUCCAAUAAGUCUAAAAGCGACGUUGGCGAAAGUGCUGAAUUGAAUUUGGAGAUGUUAGUGAAAGAGGAACCAAUCAAUUGGGAGGAGACAAUCGAUCCAUCUGAGUCAUUGACUAUAGAUCACGAAAUGGACAUCAAACCUGAAAUAGUACAUAGUGCAGAUGAGGAUGGCGAUAUGGAAGAGGAAGAGUAUACGCCUCUCACAUGCGACAUGUGCAGUCAAACAUUCAAUCGACCUUCUGAUUGGGUUCGUCACAUAGAAUUUACACAUGCAGAUAUGACGGAAAACAGAAGAAGGAAAAGAAAGGGCGAUAGCGAUGACGAUGGCAAAGAUUUUCCACCCUUAAAAUGCGACCUGUGUGGGAAUACAUAUCCAACGCCUCAAGAAUGGGUCCGCCACAUACAGACGGAGCAUACAGAAGAGCAGCUAGCCCUGAUGAAUAAUUCAGCACCACCGAAACCCAAGCGAGUACACAGUCAUCAGAAAUUGUGUAACAUCUGUCAGAAAGUUUUUCCAAGUCAUGCGUCAAUGGUGAUACAUCAAAGGACACACACGGGUGAGCGGCCGUUUCUCUGUUCCUACUGCAAGAAAGGCUUCAAUGUGAAAAGUAAUCUUCUAAGGCACUUGAGAACAUUACAUGACAAAUUUGUACAUCCAAGUCUGUACGGCAGCAACGGAAACAAGAAUGCUUAGACAACGCUAACCCUCCAUGGUGAAACAAACAAAUAAAUAAAAACUGAAGUAUAUUUUUCUUUUUAAAAACGAUGGGAAAAAAUCAUCGAGUAUGCGGCGAUUAUCAAAAAGAGAAGCGAGUUUGUAUAAAGAGGAAGCUGGUCUGACGCUUUCAAAUAGAAUCAAAUUUGUAAGCUUUUAUCGAGCCAAGGUAUUGAUGUUAUUUUACCUUCAAGUGUAUAUUUGUUUUUUGGAAAAGAUAUUUAAUAUAAAAAUAUUGUUUCUUGUUUUGUUUGCCUUUCUUAAGUGUGAUUUAUUUAAAUUGCGAUUAGGUAUACGUUACACGAGUAUUUUUAAAACUUUGAGUUACAGAUUAUUUUCCUUCGCACCACGAUACCGAGGCUUUAAAAUUAAGGAGUCUGAUAAAUAUUGCCAAAGUAUUUCAUUUCAUCAUUGCUACAUACAAAAUUCUUCGAUGAACGUAAUACCAAAAAAUUUAUUUAUCUCGAAUAGAAACGUAAAUUGAGUAUGAGUGUGAUAAAAGAACAAAGACGAGUGAUUUUAAAGUACCUAUAAGUCUCUGCGUAAAUAUUUGCGUGUAAAAUAAUUUAAAAAUUUAACACUCAUUCAAUGAAACAACAAAAAAUUUCUUAGCAAUUAUUCGAGAUCCAAAUACCUAUGUAAGAUUCAAUUGUAUACUUCUAGGCUAUUCCAUCCGUG
This is a messenger RNA of Phymastichus coffea, 2415 nucleotides long. Its product is annotated as zinc finger and BTB domain-containing protein 14. Gene Ontology annotation, cellular component: nucleus. Gene Ontology annotation, molecular function: protein binding. The record is from RefSeq and is a predicted model, not a curated record. The transcript is spliced from 6 exons. Gene Ontology annotation, biological process: regulation of transcription by RNA polymerase II. Lineage: Eukaryota; Metazoa; Arthropoda; Insecta; Hymenoptera; Eulophidae. Bases 262 to 1716 code for a protein of 484 amino acids.